Molecule: messenger RNA, 3784 nt
Organism: Protopterus annectens (West African lungfish)
Lineage: Eukaryota; Metazoa; Chordata; Ceratodontiformes; Protopteridae
Gene: PPP4R2
Product: protein phosphatase 4 regulatory subunit 2
Biological process (GO): protein dephosphorylation
Cellular component (GO): cytoplasm; protein phosphatase 4 complex; nucleus
Molecular function (GO): protein phosphatase regulator activity
Source: RefSeq, a predicted model, not a curated record
AAAUGAAUCCGUUUCAAUCAUGAAGUUAGCACAGAGAGCAACAGAUUGUUUAGAACGAGCAACAUAUUUGAACGUAAUUGACAGUACGAGUAAGUGACAGUGUAUAACAAUGUCUGGGAGGCAGCCUUUGAGUGUGAGAGUAAGAGUAGUGACGUCACAUGCGCCAUAUUGGAGUGCUGAUUUUUGUCUCCGUGCUGCUCUUAUCUGCCUGUUUCCUGUUGGUUUCGGGGGAAAGAGCGAGUCAGAAAAUUCUUUAAAUAAUAAUGGAAAUCGACGGACUUCUGGAAGCCGUGAAAGAUUUUGAGAGAAAAGGGAAGAAGGAAGAGUCCCCUGUUUUGGACCAAUUUCUCUGUCAUAUUGCUAAGACUGGUGAGGCACGGUUUCAGUGGUUGCAGUUCAAAAGUUAUUUCGUUUUCAAACUUGAAAAAGUAAUGGAUGAUUUUAGGGCUUCGGCUCCAGAACCAAGAGACACUGGCAAUCCAAAUAUAGAGUUUACUCCUUAUGAAGAAAUGAAAGCACGGAUAUUAAAAAUCGUUGAUGGCUUUAAUGGGUCAAAUAUCAAUGGUCCUGGAACUCCAAGGCCGCUGAAUCGCCCCAAGUCUACAUUUUCUAGUUCCUUAGCUACCAAUGGAUUGCCGGACAGUACAGAAAACAAAGAGCUAAACUUGCAAGAAGAACUACACAGCGAGUCACCUGUAUCAGAAGCAGAAAGUACUCAAAGCACCAACAUGAAAAAUAAACAUUCUGAAGAUGAUAUUGUGGAAUCAGAAGGUCAUGAGGUGAAAAGAUUAAAAUUUGACAGAGGUGGUGGCUCAGAAGAGGAUGAAACAACAACACUGAAACCUUCAUCCAGUGAGAGUUCCUUAGAAAUGUCAGAAGCUUGUGAAAAUUCUUCAGAAAGUAUGGAUGGAGAUGAUGACAGCAGGAAGUGCAUGGCACAGUCUCUUUCAGAAGAAGAAGUGUUUAACAGGUACCUACAAGUUGAACAUCUGCCACAUUUGAAAUUGCCUGAAGAGCCAUCCAGUACACAGGUAGAGACGCCAUCAUUAAAAAGGAAAGAUGUGAGCGAGGCUGCAACAGCACAUAUAGAAAAAUCAGAUGACCAUACCCAGAUGGAUCAGUCUGACAAGUCUCAUCUGGAGAAGGAUUUGCAUUCAGAAACCAACACUAUUAAUGAAGAUGGUGAUUUUGUAACAAGUAGUGGUGUAGACAGCAGUGAGACUGAAGAAUUAGGUUCUUGCACUAGUGGAAUGCCACAAGUGCCCCAGGAAAUCUGUAUGGAAAACAGUGAUGACGCAACAGAAGAACCUAUGGAGCAGGACUAAUCACUAAAGGCUCCAGUUUUACACUGUGUAAUAUAUUUUAUGUAAUAAAGUGGACCUUUCAUUUUCCAGGAGAAGCAAACUGUAAAUUAUACUUUUCCAAGGAAGGAAACCUGGAAGAGUUGUAAAUCCUACAAACUGUCAAUAAAUACAAGCUCUUUCAGGUUAUGUUUACCGCUGAAUAUUUUUUGGUUUGGUCAGAUCAGUGGCUGUGUAUAGAGGUUUUUUUUUAUUUAGAAUUAAAGUUUUUAAACUGGAAGGUAAAAAAAAAAAAUCUAUCAUUUUGACAACUUUUGCAGCAUCACAUUUAGUAUAUGUAUGCAACAUUCUUGUGUUGUCUUAAUUCCCCCAGACAGCUGUAGCAGCUUUUUCAUAGUUGGUCAUAGUUUCAGUUUUCAGUGUUUGUAUUGUGGGGUUUCAUUCACAUUUCCAGAUUUUAUAUUUGUACUGUAAGGUUUCAUUCAGGUUUCCAGAUUUCAAGUUACAUUUCCUAAAGUUGUAUUUAAACAGUUGUGAAUAAGAACACAUUUCUUAUAGUCAUACACUAUAUUUUUCUGCUUCAAAACAGGAUGACUAACCUUUUGUAUCUCAAGAAGAGUUUUAGGUCACCUUUUUGCAAGGAAAAACAAAUUUUUGCAUCUGGAUUAAGCAAAUAAAAUCUGGUCAUCUGAAAUCCUGACCGUUUUCAGUAUUUUGAAAUACCAGGGAUGCCACAUUCCAAGAGUCUAGUUCAAACUGUGUACCUUACUAAAAUCUUAGUAAAUGCCUUUUUUUUUUUUUUUUUUUUUUUUUUUUAUAUAUAAUAAAUAUUCAAGAAAAGUGGGCGACUUUCAGUUACCCAUUACACAUUUCCUUUACUUUCAAUGCUUGCUUAAGCCUUUAUGUUCAUAGUGUGGUUGCAUUGUGGCCUGAUGAGUGAGUAUUUAUAAGAAUUAAAUACUUUGCAUGCCUUUCUAUUCGUUGUAUGGCAUUGUAUGUAUUUGAAUGUUGCUUUCACUAACAUUCUAUAGUAUGGUGAAGGCAAUAUGUUACCAGCCUUUUGGAAUGAAAAACCAUACUACCAUAGCUUUGCACCCGAGCUUAGCUGGACUAAAUUUUAAGGGUGCAUUAAUUUACGAUUAUUUGCAUUUAAGUUUUGAAGUUAGUUGGAAUAUAUUUCUUUGAACUUCCCACUUUUACAGACAUUGUUACAGUUUUCAGGUUUAUUGCAAAGCACUGAAAAAAUAUUUGAGCAUGCCACUUGGUAGUUUUCUGAGUACCAUAAAGCACAAUUGCUCCCACUAUUUUCAGAUACUUUCAUGAGUAAAAAAUAAUUAUUCAAGAUGCAACUCUUGGUUACAUAUACUGGUUGCUAUGUUUGUACUUGUUUCAACUGCACCUUUUGAUAUUUAGAAUUUUUAAAUUUUGUAGAUUGUAAUAAGUGUACACUGCCUUUGUGAAACGGUAUAUAAUUGUAUAAAUUCUGUGUGUAAACUUGAAUGCUUGGGCUUAAAGUACAGUAUUCAUAUAAAGCAAUAAAUAUUAAUAUGAAAUACAGAAGAGUUCAUUUUAUCCAAAAUCAACAUGCAAGAUUUCAUUCUUUUGGCUUAGCUUUAGGCUUAAAGCUCAAUGUAUGUAAUAGCACUUAAACAGUUGAUUUUGAAAGGAUGUUGAGGAUCUUUGUAUGCUGCUUAUUACUUUAGUAGACUACUUGUGUUUGUGUUCAGAUGGUAGGAUGGGCAAGCUUGAAAUAAUUUUGCAUAGUCUGUUCUAGCCUUAUUUACAGUUGUGUUUUCUUAAAGUUGUUGAAGUGUGGCUUCUGUGGCUGAAAAAUAGUUUUGUUUUGAUGCCACUUGCACUUAUGUAGCAUUUCAUUUGAUGUUUUACUGCAAUAAAGUCAAAUGUGAAUAACAGUAGGAUGUGUUUGGGAGGGGGUGCUAUCUUAAGAUAUUUGAAUAUUUCUUUAUGUAGUCAAGAUUGUGACAUGGGAUUUAAAGUGGAGGUGAUUAUUAUUACCCUGAAUGCUUGGAGCCUAGUUUAUUACACAGGUGUUCACAGCAGAUGAUGGGUAGUAUGGAAUGACUGUUAUAGAGGGGAAAAAAUAGAACAGAUGGUUAAUGUGCAGUUGAGGAGAAAUCCUAAAAAAAUUUGAGUACAUCUUGUUUACAUUAAAUGCAAUUUAGACAUGUGCAGCGUAAAGAGCUGAUGGCAUAUGUUAAUUAUUCAUGUCAUUCAAAAAGUACUUAAUUAAAAUGUAUUAGUAAUGAGGGUUAGACCAAUGAAUACCAGAAGUGCUGACCAUGCCAUGUAAUUAAUAAUUCUCCUUAUACUGUUUAAACUGUUGACAUAUUUUAUAGUUUGUGUAAAGUGACCACUGUGAUUAAAGCAAACCUUAAGUUGGCUACAAAAGUGCUUUUUGUUAGCUGUCUGAUUGGAAGGGAAUUGUUUGCUGCAUAAAUAUACUUAAUAAACGUGUAAAAGUA